Closterium sp. Yama58-4 is the source of this 1716-nucleotide messenger RNA. NCBI's taxonomy places the organism in Eukaryota, Viridiplantae, Streptophyta, Zygnematophyceae, Desmidiales, Closteriaceae. The record is from the annotation of a GenBank genome assembly.
AUGCAGCGGCGGAGCAGCUGUCGACGGGCGCCGCGGACGAUUUCAUGGACGCAGCCCGCGGAUCUUGGACGCCCGAGGUGCGUUCCCCGCCAGCAUUACAUUCGUUCUGAGAUUUCUCAAGUACAUAUCUUCCUUCGCCUGAUAGACACUGCUGGCGGAUCUUGGACACCCGAGGAGGACGCGAUCCUGCUCCUGAUGGUGCGCAAGCUGGGCGCGCGGCACUGGAACAAGGUCGCGGAGAAGGUUCCGGGAAGGAGCGCCAAGAGCUGCCGGCUGCGAUGGUGCAACCAGCUGGACCCGGCCGUGAAGCGCGGCGCUUUCAGCGCGGAGGAGGAUGUGAUUCUAGCGGAGGCGCACGCGCGGCACGGGAAUAAGUGGGCGCGGAUCGCGAGGUACCUGCCUGGGCUCACGGACAAUGCGAUUAAGAACCACUGGAAUUCCACGCUCAGACGGAAACGGCUGGGUGCUGGGACUGGCGGCGGUGAUGGUGCUGCUGCUGCUGCUUCUAAUGGAGCAGGGAGAAGGGAAGCUAAGAGGAGGAAGACGGAGAGGAGGCAUGGCUCUCAGCAGCCGGAGCGUAAGGCUCCAGAUGCUCCUACAGUUGAAGUGAUUCAAAGCCCUCAAGAUGAGGGUGACUGUGAGGAGUGGUGGAAACCAAAGGAGGAGGCUCAGCAACAACAGCAGCAGCAGCAGCAGCAGCAGCAGCAGCAGCAAUCGCUGGCGUCGCUACUAGCUGGCUCAAGCACACCAGAGAUGUGGGACUCGUUUGAAAGAGCACAGGGGUUGGGCCAUGGCGGUGAACGUGAUCGAGAGGCUGUCAAUAACGCGUAUAGGUUUCCCAGCAGCUUUGAGGAGCUCGGGACUGGCUCAGAUGCAAUGGAAGAGAUGCUCAGACACCGGUUGGAAGCCUGGAAGGGGGGUGAACAGGAGGGAGCGCUGAGAGGAGUGUGGGAGGAGGGGCAAGAGAGAGACAGCGCGUCUACUACUCCCAGUCUUCCCCUGUUCAACCCCCCUUCCACCGCCGCUGCUUCUGCGCUCAAAACCAACACCACCGUUACCUGUUCCCCUCUUCCUUCUCCUGUCCUCUGCUCCUCCCCAACCGCUUCUCCUACACCUCCCGUUGCCUCGUCCCACGCCACUCCACCUGCUUCUCCUCAUGCCCCGGCACAACCCCCUUCACCUGAUCUGGCCUCCCUUCUCGCCCUCUUCCAUCCCCUCAUACCUUCCCAAUCCGCGCCCCUCUCUGCUCCUCCCCUUGCUCCGCCACCAGCCUUUCGAGAACCAUCCUCUGACUAUUUUCGCAGACAGGACGUUUCCAACCAGCAGCAUAGGGAUUAUCCUCGGCAUCAGCAGCAAGAGGAAGAGCAAUCGGAGCAGCUGGAGCAGAAAGCGCAGCAGAAGCAGCAUGAGCACCAGAUGCAACGCAGGCAUAGCCGGCGCUAUUCAAUCGAGGUGACUUUUGAGUCGAAUCAAAAGUCACCCGAAGAGCAAUCGGAGCAGCUGGAGCAGAAAGCCCAGCAGAAGCAGCAUGAGCACCAGAAGCAACGCAGGCACAGCCGGCGCUAUUCAAUCACUGAGCUCAAGGCUGACCUUGGCCUGUCCCCAACCGACUUCAAACACUCCCCAACCGACCUCCACCCCUCUCCCACCGAACUUAACCACUCUCCAUCUGACCUUACCCUUCCACCCACCAGCGUUGAACUUCUACCCACCUAG